GCCAAAGGACCCUCUGCCACCAGAGUGAGAUCCUGGAAACCGUCAUCCUGGUAAACCCCAGUGCAGACAGCAUCAGCUCAGAGGUUCACCAUCUCCUUAGCAGCCCAUCCACUCACAAACUACUGAUCUUGAGCGGGCAAAGUUUAGAGCCUGGGGGAGAGCUCAUCCUGCAGAGUGGCACCUACUCCUACCAAAACUUUGCCCAGGUCCUUCACAAACCUGAGAUUGCCCAGUUGCUCAGCAAUAGAGACCCUGGAAUCCAGGCCUUCCUCACCGUGUCCUGCUUAGGGGAGGGUGAUUGGAGCCACCUAGGACUAUCCAGUUCCCAAGAGACCCUGCACAUCCGGCUAAACCCUGAGCCCACGCUGCCCACCAUGGAUGGCGUGGCCGAGUUCUCCGAGUACGUCUCUGAGACUGUGGAUGUGCCAUCCCCCUUUGACCUGCUGGAGCCUCCCACCUCAGGGGGCUUCCUCAAGCUCUCUAAGCCUUGCUGCUACAUCUUCCCUGGUGGCCGUGGGGACUCUGCCCUCUUUGCUGUCAAUGGUUUCAACAUCCUGGUGGAUGGUGGCUCUGAUCGCAAGUCCUGUUUCUGGAAGCUGGUACGGCACCUGGACCGUAUUGACUCGGUGCUGCUCACGCACAUUGGGGCAGACAACCUGCCAGGCAUCAAUGGACUCCUGCAGCGCAAAGUGGCAGAGCUAGAGGAGGAGCAGUCCCAGGGCUCCAGCAGCUACAGCGACUGGGUGAAGAACCUCAUCUCCCCUGAGCUUGGAGUUGUCUUCUUCAAUGUGCCUGAUAAGCUGCGGCUGCCUGACGCCUCCCGGAAGGCCAAGCGCAGCAUUGAAGAGGCCUGCCUCACUCUGCAGCACCUAAAUCGCCUGGGCAUUCAGGCUGAGCCUCUGUACCGCGUGGUCAGCAACGCCAUUGAGCCACUGACCCUCUUCCACAAAAUGGGUGUGGGCCGGCUGGACAUGUACAUCCUCAACCCUGUCAAGGACAGCAAGGAGAUGCAGUUCCUCAUGCAAAAGUGGGCAGGCAACAGUAAAGCCAAGACAGGCAUUGUGCUGGCCAAUGGGAAGGAGGCUGAAAUCUCAGUGCCCUACCUGACCUCUAUCACUGCUCUGGUGGUCUGGCUGCCAGCCAACCCCACUGAAAAGAUUGUUCGUGUGCUUUUUCCAGGGAAUGCUCCUCAAAACAAGAUCUUAGAGGGCCUAGAAAAGCUUCGGCACCUGGAUUUCUUGCGCUACCCUGUAGCCACACAGAAGGACAUGGCUACUGGGGCUGUGCCUGCCAACCUCAAACCCAGCAAAAUUAAACAGCGGGCUGACAGCAAGGAGAGCCUCAAAGCCACUACCAAGACACCCGUUAGCAAGCUGGCAAAACGGGAGGAGGUGGCCGAAGAGGGAGCCAAGGAGGCCCGCUCAGAGCUGGCCAAGGAGUUAGCCAAGACAGAGAAGAAGGCAAAAGAGCCAUCUGAGAAGCCCCCAGAGAAGCCUGCCAAGCCUGAGAGGGUGAAGACAGAAUCAAAUGAGGCAUUGAAGGCAGAGAAGCGAAAGUUGAUAAAGGACAAGGUGGGGAAGAAGCACCUGAAAGAAAAAAUAUCAAAGCUGGAAGAGAAAAAAGACAAGGAGAAGAAAGAGAUCAAGAAGGAGAGAAAGGAGCUCAAGAAGGAUGAAGGAAGGAAGGAGGAGAAGAAGGAUGCUAAGAAGGAGGAGAAGAGGAAAGAUACCAAACCUGAGGUCAAGAAGAUUUCCAAGCCAGACCUGAAGCCCUUUACCCCUGAGGUACGUAAGACCUUGUACAAAGCCAAGGCCCCUGGAAGAGUCAAGAUGGACAAGAGCCGAGCUGCCCGUGGCGAGAAGGAGCUGUCCUCUGAGUCACGGACACCCCCAGCCCAGAAGGGGUCUAUCCCACUCCCACCAGUCAGUGGGCACAGGGAGCUGGCCCUGUCCUCACCGGAGGACCUUACACAGGACUUUGAGGAGAUGAAGCGUGAGGAGAGGGGGUUGCUGACUGAACAAAGGGACAUAGGACUAGGAGAGAAAGCACUGCUUCCAGACACUGCAGAUGAGGGACCCCCAAGCACAGCUACCCAAGGAAUACCACCCUCUGUCCCAGGCUUGGAACAAGCAGAGCCUUUGAUGAAGGAGAAAGAGGUUGUCCCAAACAUCCCUGGGGAACAAGGCAGCAAGGACAGAAGUCCAGACUCUGGGGCUGAACCAGAGGAAGAGAAAGAUACAUGCGAGGAAAAGAAGCAGAAGGAAGCAGAGAGGCUCUCAGAUAGAACAGAAGACAGAGAAGAAAGUGAACCUGAGGUAAAGGAGGACGUGAUAGAGAAGGCUGAAUUAGAAGAAAUGGAGGAGGUGCACCCUUCAGAUGAGGAGGAAGAGGAAGAGACAAAGGCUGAGAGUUUUUACCAAAAGCAUACGCAGGAAGCCCUGAAGGUAACCCCAAGAGACAGGGAGGCUCUUGGCAGCCGAGAACUAGGACUCCAGGGUAAGGUCCCAGAGAAGGAGACCUCAUCAUUCCUAAGUAGCCUGGCUACACCUGCAGGAGCCACUGAGCACGUCUCUUAUAUCCAGGAUGAGACAAUCCCUGGCUACUCAGAGACUGAGCAGACCAUCUCAGACGAGGAGAUCCAUGAUGAGCCGGAGGAGCGCCCAGCUCCACCUAGAUUUCCUACAAGUACGUAUGACCUCCCGGGGCCUGAAGGUCCUGGCCCCUUUGAGGCAAGCCAGCCUGCAGACAGUGCCAUUCCUGCCACCUCCAGCAAAGGCUAUGGAGCACCAGAGACUGAACUCACCUACCCCCCCAACAUGGUGGCUGCCCCUUUGGCUGAAGAGGAGCAUGUGUCCUCAGCCACCUCAAUCACUGAGUGCGACAAGCUUUCUUCCUUUGCCACAUCAGUGGCUGAAGAUCAGUCUGUGGCCUCACUCACAGCGCCCCAGACAGAGGAGACAGGCAAGAGCUCCCUACUGCUCGACACAGUCACAAGCAUCCCUUCCUCCCGUACUGAAGCCACUCAGGGCUUGGACUAUGUGCCAUCAGCUGGUACUAUCUCACCCACUUCCUCACUGGAAGAAGACAAGGGCUUCAAAUCACCACCCUAUGAGGACUUCUCUGUGACUGGGGAGUCUGAGAGGAGAGGAGAAAUUGUAGGAAGAAGCUUGCCUGGAGAGAAAGUCGUGAAAGAGGAAGAGGUAGAGACUGCAAAUGUAGAGUUGUCAGAGAAACUUCCGAUGUUUGGUGCCCCUGGGCACGCCCUACAUGCGGGGGAACCAGCCCUCGGAGAUGUGGAGGAGCGCUGCCUCAGCCCAGAUGACAGCACAGUUAAGAUGGCCUCUCCUCCACCAUCUGGUCCACCCAGUGCCACUCACACACCCUUUCAUCAGUCCCCAGUGGAAGAAAAGUCUGAGCCCCAAGACUUUCAGGACACAGGCUCCUGGGGAGACACUAGGCACACACCGGGUGUGGGCAAGGAAGAUGCUACAGAGGAGAUAGUCGGGCCCAGGCCUGAAGAGGUCACACUCGAGAAGGAGGGGGAGGUGUCACCUCCUAGGAGCCCCCAAGCCCAGGAAGCAUCCAUCGGCAUUGUUGGGGGUCACACAGGCUGCACCAUCCAACUGUUGCCAGAACAGGACAAAGCAAUAGUCUUUGAGACUGUGGAGGCAGGAGAGCCCACGGGGCCAAUUCCGGGAGUAGAAGCCCUUCCCAGAGAUGUGAGAACAUUACUCCAAGAACCUGGAGAACCUCAGAAAGGUGAAGUGCUCCAAUUUUCUGAUCGAGGCCUCUCCCCUGAAGACGCAGAAUCCCCCUCUGUCCUCAGCAUGGUCUCCCCAGACAUUGUCAACCAAGAGCCCACCCUUAGGUCUCCCUGUGGCCUGAUAGAGCAGCACCUACACAAAGACCUCUGGCCAGAGAUGGCUCCAGAAGACACGCGGUCACUUUCUCUGUCUGAAGAGAGCCCCAGCAAGGAGACCUCUCUGGAUAUCUCUUCUAAGCAGCUCUCUCCAGAAAGCCUUGGCACCCUCCAGUUUGGGGAAUUAAGCCUUGGAAAGGAAGAAAAGGGGCCUCUAAUGCUGGCUGAGGAUACCUCUGACCACCUAGCCCCUGUGCUUGUUCCAGAGCCCCAUCCAGCCACAGUGACACUUCCCACAGAUAGGACCACUGGGUCAUCUGCCCAGGCAGACAUCACAGAUGAGAGCCCCGACAGAAAACUACCUGCCAGCCCCUUCUGUCACUCCACACUAUCGAGAGAUGGGAAGCACUCACCAGAGGUGACCACAAGCCCUGGUGAACACAGUUUGACAUCUGAUAGCUCUCUCACCAAGAGUCCUGAGUCUUUGCCAAGCCCUGCCAUGGAGAACAUUGCUAUGGAAUGGGAAGGUACAGUUCCACGGUCGAAAGACAAAGAAACCCUAGAGCAGAAGGACAAGGUGCCUGAGCCAAAGGAUGAAGUCUUACAGCAGCAGGACAAAACUCUGGAGCAGAAAGAUAUUCUUAAAGAUAUUAUUGUAGAGCAGAAGGAUAUAGCCACCAAUCAGAAAGAUGAGGCUCUGGAAGAAAAGAACAAGGCUGUGGAACAGCAGGAUAAAACAUUAGACCAAAAAGACAGAGACUUAGAACAAAAAGACACAGCCUUAGAACAGAAGGACAAAGCUCUGGAGCCAAAAGAUAUAGACUUAAAACAAAAAGACAGUGUCCUAGAACAGAAGGACAAGACCUUGGAACAAAAAGACAUACAACAAAAAGACAAAGCCUUGGAACAGAAGGACAAGACCUUGGAACAAAAAGACAAGACCUUGGAACAAAAAGACAUAAACUUAGAACAAAAAGACAAAGCCUUGGAACAGAAGGACAAGAUCCUAGAAGAGAAAGGCAAAGCCUUAGAGCAAAAAUCCAGAGACUUUGAACAUAAAGAUAAGGCUCCAGAAGACAAGGUCGCUGAACUAAAGGGCAUGGCCUUUGAACAGACAGACAAGGCCCAGGAACAGAAGAACUAUGCCUUAGAACAAAAAUACGGGGCCUUAGAACAGAAGGAUGAAGCCCUGGAACAAAGCAGUAAGGCUGUUGAACAGAAAGAUAAGGCUCUGGAAGAAAAGGACAAAACACGGGGCCAGGUGAGCCCAGUGCAGGAGGAUAAAACUAUUGAACCAAAGGAGAUGACCCUGGAGGAAAAACCCCCAGAAACGGUCAAGGCUGUGGAGCUGAAGGAAGAAGCUCUACAGGAGGGGCUGGAGGAGGUCCCAGUACAGAAGGACAAGCCCGGAGAGCAGGAAGAGAAGUACUGGAGGAAGGAGCAGGAUGUGGUCCAGGAGUGGCGAGAAACAGCUCCAACCAGGGUAGAGCCAGUUGGAGAACAGAAGGAGACUGCCCAGGCAUGGGAGGACACGUCUCCUGAGCAGGAGGACAGGUACUGGAGGAGCAGGGAGGAUGUGCCUCUGGAACAGGACACAUACUGGAGGGAGCUGAGCUGUGAAAGGAAGGUCUGGUUCCCUCAUGAGCUGGAUGGCCAGGGGUCCCGCCCACGGUACAAUGAGGAGCGGGAGAGCACUUUUCUUGACGAAGGGCCAGAUAAUGAGCAAGAAGUACCCUCCCUGGAGCACAUACCCCGGAGCCCCUGGCCCUCAGACUUCAAGGGUUUCCAGGAGCCCUCAUCACAGAAAGGGCUGGAGGUGGAGCGCUGGCUCGCCGAGUCACCAGUAGGGCUGCCACCAGAAGAAGAAGACAAGCUGACCCGCUCCCCCUUUGAGAUCAUCUCCCCUCCGGCUUCCCCACCUGAGAUGGUUGGUCACAGGGUUCCUCCAGCCCCAGGACAAGAGCGCCCAUUCCCAGAGUCUAAGCCCAUGCCACCCGUGAGGAAAGAACCCACCACUCCCUCAUGGCUGGCUGACAUCCCACCAUGGGUGCCCAAAGACAGACCCCUGCCCCCUGCCCCUCUUUCCCCAGCUCCAGCUCCCCCGAGCCCUGCGCCAGAGCCACUCACUCCUGCGCCCUUCUCCUGGGGCACAGCCGAGUAUGACAGCGUGGUGGCUGCAGUGCAGGAGGGGGCAGCUGAAUUGGAAGGUGGGCCAUACUCCCCCUUGGGGAAGGACUACCGCAAGGCUGAAGGGGAAAGGGAAGAACAAGGUGGGGCUGGGGCUCCCGACAGCACCUCCUGCAGCUCGAAGAUCCCGGAAGCUGGCGAGAGCCGUGCCACCAAGGAGCCUGAGCUGGCUGAGCCGGAGCAGAGAGAGCCCACGCCCUACCCUGAUGAGAGAAGCUUUCAAUACGCAGACAUCUAUGAGCAGAUGAUGCUAACUGGACUUGGCCCUGCUUGCCCCACUAGGGAGCCUCCGCUUGGAGCAGCUGGGGAUUGGCCCCCAUGCAUCUCACCCAAGGAGGAGGCUGCCGGCCGAAGCACAUCUGCAGAGAAGGAUCUUUCGUCUCCUGUCUCGUCCAAGAGCCUCCAACCCGACACUCCAACCUUCAGCUAUGCAGCCCUGGUGGGGCCCCCUGUGCCCCCUAGACAGGAGCCUGAACUAGGCCUGAGUGUGGAGCAGAGUCCCACGCCACCUGCAGUGCCCCCCCGUGCUCCUGUGCCCCUGAGCAAAGGCCCAAGCCCCCCUCUUAACGGUAACAUCCUGAGCUGUGGCCCAGAUAGGAGGACCCUGUCCCCCAAGGAGGCAGGCCGGGGCCACUGGGAUGACACUAGUGACUCAAAGCUGGAGAAGGGGGCUCGUGAGCAGCCAGAGAAAGAGGCCCAGUCCCCAAGUCCUCCUCACCCCAUCCCUGCAGGGCCCCCCACAUUGUGGCCUGCAACUGAGACACACACCAGUCGUUCCUCGGUCUCGCCCCCGGGUCCUGCCCGGCCCAGCCUGGACUUCCCUGCUUCAGCGUUUGGCUUCUCCUCAAUGCAGCCAGCUCCCCCACAGCUGCCCUCUCCAGCUGAACCCCGCUCAGCACCCUGUGGCUCCCUCGCCUUCUCUGGGGACAGAGCUCUGGCUCUGGCUCCAGGGCCCCCCACCAGAGCCCGGCAUGACGAGUACCUGGAAGUGGCCAAGGCCCCCAGCCUGGACUCCUCACUGCCCCAGCUCCCAUCACCUAGCUCUCCUGGCGCCCCUCUCCUCCCCAGUCUGCCGCGGCCUGCCUCGCCAGUCCUGUCUGAAGGCUCCUCUUCUGAGGCCACCACACCUGUGAUUUCGAGCGUGGCUGAGCGCUUCCCUCCAGGUCUGCAGGCUGCAGGACAGGGGUCUGAAGAGCUAGUUCCAGGAAGAGAACCAGCUGCCCACAGUCUCUGGGACCUCACUCCUCUGAGCCCGGCACCCCCAGCUUCUCUGGACUUGGCCCCAGCUCCGGCUCCAAGCCUGCCUGGAGACGUGGAUGACGGCACCCUGCCCUGCCGCCUGGAGUGCUCAGGGGCAGCCACCAAGAAGCCAAGCCCCAUCCAAGAUCCCUCUGGGGAUUGUGCAGCCAAUGGCCCAACUGAAACCAGCUCCAGUGCCCCAGGGCCUGGCCUGACCAAGGCUGAGAAGGAAGAGGCUGAGGCCUGCCCUGCCUGGGAACGUGGGGCCUGGCCUGAGGGAGCCGAGAGGGGUGCCCGGCCUGACAUGCUGUUCUCCCCUGAACAGCCACUGUGUCCUGGAGGGGUCCCUGAAGGCCGGCCCAGCAAUGUCUCCCCUGAGGCUGAGGCUGGGCCCCAGGGAUGUGCUGCUGAGCCCCGGCCCCACCGUGGGGAGAUCUCCCCCUCCUUCCUGAACCCACCCAUUCCCCGAUCCACGGAUGACACUGAUCUCUCAACUGAGGAAACUCGGCUGGUAGGGAGAGGGGGGAGACGCCGAGCAGGGGGCCAAGGGGCAACAGGGGGCUCUUGCCCUGUGGCCGAUGAGACACCCCCAACGUCAGCCAGUGACUCAGGCUCUUCACAGUCAGAUUCUGACGUUCCACCAGAAACCGAGGAGUGCCCAUCCAUUACAGCUGAGGCAGCCCUCGACUCAGACGAAGAUGGGGACUUCCUGCCUGUGGACAAAGCUGGGGGAGUCAGCGGAAGUCACCAUCCCCGGCCUGGCCACGACCCACCCCCUCUACCCCAGCCAGACCCCCACCCAUCCCCUCCCCGCCCUGACGUGUGCAUGGCCGACCCUGAGGGGCUCAGCUCAGAGUCUGGGAGGGUGGAGAGGCUACGAGAAAAAGAGAAGGCUCAGGGGCGAGUAGGGCGCAGAGCCCCAGGCAGGGCCAAGCCAGCAUCCCCUGCACGGCGUCUAGAUCUUCGGGGGAAACGCUCACCCACCCCUGGUAAAGGGCCUGCAGAUCGAGCAUCCCGGACCCCACUCCGACCACGGAGCACUCCAAGCCAGGUCGCCCCAGGGGAGGAAAAGGACGGACACAGCCCCAUGUCCAAAGGCCUAGUCAAUGGACUCAAGGCAGGACCGACGGCCUUGGGUUCCAAGGGUGGCUCUGGCGCCCCUGUGUAUGUGGAUCUCGCCUAUAUCCCGAAUCAUUGCAGUGGCAAAACUGCUGACCUUGACUUCUUCCGUCGAGUUCGUGCAUCCUACUAUGUGGUCAGUGGGAAUGACCCUGCCAAUGGCGAGCCAAGCCGGGCUGUACUGGAUGCCCUGCUGGAAGGCAAGGCCCAGUGGGGGGAGAAUCUUCAGGUGACUCUGAUCCCUACUCAUGACACGGAGGUGACUCGAGAGUGGUACCAGCAGACUCAUGAGCAGCAGCAACAACUGAACGUCCUGGUCCUGGCUAGCAGCAGCACCGUGGUCAUGCAGGAUGAGUCCUUCCCAGCCUGCAAGAUUGAGUUCUGA
Trichechus manatus latirostris (Florida manatee) is the source of this 8789-nucleotide messenger RNA. RefSeq names its product microtubule associated protein 1A (gene MAP1A). Gene Ontology annotation, cellular component: neuronal cell body; cytosol; microtubule. Gene Ontology annotation, molecular function: microtubule binding; actin binding. Gene Ontology annotation, biological process: dendrite development; regulation of microtubule depolymerization; axonogenesis. The transcript is spliced from 8 exons. NCBI's taxonomy places the organism in Eukaryota, Metazoa, Chordata, Mammalia, Sirenia, Trichechidae. The record is from RefSeq and is a predicted model, not a curated record. The coding region runs from base 375 to 8789 and encodes 2804 amino acids.